ACAUAUAAUGAACCGCUCAAACCCAUACUUCAAAACAUAAGAUAACGAAUACUGAUGAUGGAACUAAGUUAUUAUUACAAUUCUGUCAAUCAAGAGGACUGUGAGAUCCUUCCUGGCCCCGUUCAGUGAGACGUCGGGAUUCAUAACAACGCACACAUCAAAACAUGGUCUUGAAACUGAGGCAUGAAAUGAAAGUGAGAUUGUAAUUGUGUUGUUUCAAGCGGCUGUUAGAGACGACUCGCCUCAGAACCAUCCACUGAUAGGUUUUAGCUGUCCCAGUACAACUGACCACAAUCGCAGCAGGAUGUACCCAUUCUCCUGUGACACUUUUGUGGCGCUGCCCCCUUCCACUGAGGAGCAACGAAUCAUCUUUGGGAAAAACUCCGAUAGACCCUGUGAUGAAGUCCAGGAGGUGGUAUACUUUCCUGCUAAAGACUACAAUAAAGAGGAUAAAGUUGAGUGUACCUACAUUGAGAUUGAACAGGCCUCCCACACCUAUGCGGUGGCGUUGAGCAGACCAGCCUGGCUGUGGGGGGCCGAGAUGGGUGCAAAUGAGCAUCAGGUGUGUAUUGGGAAUGAGGCAGUGUGGGGCAGAGACAACGCGGAUGAUGGAGAGGCCCUCCUCGGCAUGGACAUGGUGCGACUUGGACUGGAGAGAGCUGAUUCUGCUGAGAAGGCCAUGGAUGUUAUCACGGAACUGCUGGAGAAAUAUGGACAAGGAGGAAACUGCAUGGAGGACGAGUGCGGCUUCACUUACCACAACAGCUUCCUCAUCUCUGACAGGACCGAGGCUUGGAUUCUGGAGACGUCUGGGAAGUACUGGGCGGCAGAGAGAGUGGAAGAUGGGUAUCGUAACAUCUCCAACCAGUACUCCAUAACCACAAAGAUAGACAAGGAACACCCGGAGAUGAGGGAGUACGCCAGGAGCCGAGGCUGGUGGGACGGGAAGGGACAGUUCAGUUUUGCCGAGGUGUACUCUUUCUUGACGACAGCCAGAAUAGAGGCUUCUGGGAGCCGGUUCUGUGAAGGACGCAACUUAUUGGAAAAGAGCAACGGUCACAUCACCGCCAAGACGAUGAUGGACAUCCUCAGGGAUAAGGAGAGUGGCAUCAACAUGGAGGGGAUGUAUAUGACCACAGGAAGCAUGGUGUCCGUGGUGCCCAGGGACCCUGCUCUUCCUGGGGUGCACUACUUCACCAGCACCCCUGAUCCUGAGCGGUCUGUUUUCAAACCGUUCAUCUUUGUGAACGACAUAAAACAGCUGAAGCACACGUGUUCUCCCUGUUACGGGCCCGACGACCCUGCGAAGAAGAAACCUCGUUUCCAGAGCAAGCCAGAUCGCAAACACCCUCUGUUUCUCAAGCACGAGGUGGUGACGGCCAUCAUUGAAACCACAAAGGAAAAAGGAAAGAUGAUCAUGCAGAAUAUGAGGCAGCUAGAGCAGAAGAAGAUGGCUGACAUGGAGACGUUUCUGUCAAGUGGAGUGGAAGACUCUUCACUGGUGGUGAAUCUGUUCUCAAGCUCUGUCGAGGAAGAGAUGAUUGCAUACAGCAAACCCUGAACACGGUUCGCAUGUCUAACAGCUGAUUCUCACUGGAAGAACCUCUUGAAUUACACAGUAAAAGAAAAAAACUAAACAGAAUUUGAGUGUAGUAUUAGUUCAUCACAGCAUGUUAGGAAUGUAUCAUGUUCUGAAUAAUAAUGAAACCAUAACAGACAGCUGUUACCAAGUUUGUAUAUGAUUGUAUAUAAUAUGCUUUACUCAGAACAGAGACAAAACAAGAAAAGCGAACGAUAUUAAAAAGUCUCCCAAUCAGUCAA
Osmerus eperlanus (European smelt) is the source of this 1821-nucleotide messenger RNA. RefSeq names its product secernin 3 (gene scrn3). The transcript has 8 exons. NCBI's taxonomy places the organism in Eukaryota, Metazoa, Chordata, Actinopteri, Osmeriformes, Osmeridae. Bases 305 to 1561 code for a protein of 418 amino acids. The record is from RefSeq and is a predicted model, not a curated record. Gene Ontology annotation, molecular function: cysteine-type exopeptidase activity; dipeptidase activity. Gene Ontology annotation, biological process: proteolysis.